GCGCGACCGCCGAGCACGGACGUACUUACCGCCGCGAGUGAAGUGCAUCACGAAAAACAAGUGAAGUGAACAACAGUGAGUUACUGUGUUUUAUGCCUACUGCUGUUGUAGCUACCGCUGUUUAUGCACACCCUGCUAACGCGGCGAUGCGGCGUCAGCGGCGCGCGCACACGGCGGCGCGGCUGACCUGCGGCGCGCCAUGAGGAAGUUCAUGCGCACACGCAGCGCCGCCGCGCCCGCGCCCCUUGCACCGCUCCCGCCGCCCGCGCAGUACCCCGCCAAUGGGCUGAACGGCCACACCAAGACCAACGGCCACGUCAAUGGCGGGCCGCGGCGCGAUGACCACUCCACCCUCUCCAGGUCCAGCAGGUACUGGGGCGGGUCGGGCGCGGGCGCCGAGCUGUGGGAGGACCCCGACUUCCCGGCUUCGCCUCGUUCCAUCGGGGAGCGCGCCUCCGGCCUCACAUGGAGGCGGCCUCACGAGCUGAGCUCCGCCCCACUAUUCCUGGGUGCGGAUGCGGAGGACGCUGCGUGGGAGGUGGAGGUGGGCGCCCUGGGCUCCGGCGCCCUCUGCGCCGCGGCGGCCGCGCUGGCGUCCACCCCGCGCCUGCUGGCGCGCGUGGCGCCGCCGCACUCCUUCAGGGACCACUACAGGGGCGCCUUCACGUUCCGCUUCUGGGUGUUCGGCACGUGGCGCGAGGUGGUGGUGGACGACCGGCUGCCGUGCCGCGGCGUCGUGCCGCGCCUGCUCUCCUCCACCGCGCGGCAAGGCGACUUCACGCUGCCUCUGUUAGAGAAGGCCUACGCCAAGCUGUACGGGUCGUACGCGGCCAUGCACGCAGCGGGCGCGGCGGCCGAGGGCACCGCGCGAGCCCUGCAAGAACUGACCGGAGGGAUAGUUCAAUCCUUCUCCUUGCAACGGCAGCCGCAGCCGCUGACGUUGCAAGUGCUGCACUCAGCGGCGCCGCGCUCCACCAUUAUCGUCGAGUCAACAUGGCGCCGGCGCUCCGGGCUGGCGUCGGGGCAGGCGUACGUGGUGACGGGGCUGGCGCGCGUGCGCGGCGGCGCGGCGCUGGUGCGCGUGCGCGGCCGCGGCGCGUGGCGCGGCGCCUGGGCAAGAGGAAGCGCCGAGUGGAGGGCGUUGACAGAUGUGGAUAGAGACGCGUUGGAUGCAAGAGCGCUACAUCCUGAUGAGUUCUGGAUGUCCUUCUCCGACUUCGCUUGCGUAUUCGCGCGUUUGGAGCUGGUUCAUGUUGGCCCUGACGAUUGGAUGCGAGAGCCAGCGCUCCACGCCAGGAGACCUUGGAGGGCUGUGCUGGCCAGGCGCAGGUGGAGGAGGGGUUUCAACGCGGGCGGACCUCCUGAGGCUACAGAGACGACAGGCACGAACCCGCAAUUCCACGUAUCGAUCCCGGGCUGCGCGGGCGCCGGCAAGUGCCACGUCGUAGUGUCCGUGUUACAGCAGUACUGCCCACGCGGACGGACAAGAUUAAAGGCAGUCGGGUUCGCUCUAUACGAGCUCCCUCCAGGUGGCACUGCGCCGCGCUCGCUGGCAGGCCUUCGAGCCCUCGACGUGACGCACUGGUCGCGCGCACGAGAGGUCGCUACCUUCUUCACCCUGCCCGCAGGAGAGUACCUGCUCGUGCCACACACGAGGCGAGCACAUACCGAGGCCGCCUUUCUACUGAGGGUGCUGACCGACCAGCAUGCUGAUAUAUGGGAGGUGAACGAGGACAACCUCAUCGUGCGCAGCAUCAACGCCGAGUUCCCGGACGAGCGGCAGCCGAUACCACCGGAGUUGCGGGCGACGCUUGUCAAGCUGUUCGGAAAGGAGGAAGUAGAAGAGGUGGACGCCUCGGAGCUGCGCUCGGCCCUGCGCCGCAGCGGGCUGGGCGGUGUGCCGCUGGCGCUGUGCCGCUCGCUGGUGGCGCUGCGCGACUCGUGCGUGGCGGGGCGCAUGCGCGCGGCGGAGGUGCCGGCGCUGGCGCGGCUGCUGGCGCUGUGGCGCGGCGUGUGGGCGCGCCACCAGCGCUGCGGCGCCGCCUCCGCCUACCGCGCGCGCGACAUGCUGCGCCAGGCCGGCGUGCACGCCAGCAACAAGGUGUUGGAAGGCUGCGUGGUCCGCUUCGCACCCAAGGCGCACCUGGCGGCCGACGCGUUCCUGUUAGCGCUUGCUAGAAUUCACCUCGCGCACGAACGUUACCGCCUCCUCGACACGAAGUUGAAGUCCAAUCCUCUCUCGUUGGAAGAGAUGAUCCUGAUGACGAUCUACUCGUGAUCGCGAGGCGCGUAUGUUGUUGGACCUGCUGUUGUCGGUCUACUCCUGAAGCGCGUGUUGUUGGACCCGCUGUUGUCGGUGUCCUCCUGAGGCGCGUGUUCUUGGACCCAAUGUUGUCGGUCUACUCCUGAGGCGCGUAUUGUUGGACCCGCUGUUGUUGGUGUCCUGCUGAGGCGCGUGUUGUUGGACCCACUGUUGUCUGUCUAUUCCUGACGCGCGUGUCUACUCGUCAGCGCGCAUGUUGUUGAGCCCGCUGUUGUCUGUUGCGGAACCUUUAUGUUUACCUACUUAUUUUAUUUGUUUGUGUGACUGCAGUAUGCUAGGACGAUUUACCACAAAAAUUCAGGGACAAAGGGACAAAUUGUGGUGCAAAAAAUCUAAAUAUUUAUCCAAUUGUUAUUAACGAGAAGUCUGUGGCGUAUCUCCUGGAGAGAUAUAUAUUUAUCCAUUACUUCUCUAGUCUCUACAAUCUUGACCAUUUUACUUCUAAACAAUCACGAUAUUGUUGUUUAUAGCUAACAUAAUAUAACAUUCGUCCAAUCGUCCCUCUCUCUUGCUCAUGUCGGUGUUAGACAUAACCUCCUGAGUCCCAGAGGCUCUUAUCCCCGUAGGCCAGAUGGCGCUGGCAGCCGCCGCAAGUGGAUGCGUUCCGUUCUACGAGGCCGUGCCGUACAGCUGCGAUCGUGGCCCACAAAUGGACUCGCCGGAUGAUCAGCGCUGACUCUCAGCUCAGCAUUAUGCUGAGGCGAGCCCAUUUCGUGGUAAACAAUAUGUAAUUAUAAUAAUAUGUUUUAAACCUUAUAAUGUUACUUUUGUAUGUACACUAAGUUUAUCACGAAAAAAUAAAUGAUUUAUAAUGGCCUUACUUCAAAUCUAAUGUAAUAUUAACUUUCAUUUAAUACGACAAAGUUCCAAAUUCAAAAAUAAAACUGAAGCUUCUGGGUUUUAGGAGGCUAUGCAUGUUUUUGAACGUUUCUGUGGUAAAUCGACCGGCGCUGCGUGUGCGCACGCUAGGUGUAUGAGCGGCGACCAAAGACCAAUCCGUCCAAACUGUGUACACUUGUACAGUACAAACGUAAACGUGCACUUUGCUGCACUCACUUGUGAUAUACUUAAGUAGGCGAGGCGGGCGGAUUAUAAUACCAUAGUAUAACAAAUGAACUGUGAGGUUUCCUACUGUGUACAUUUGCUAAGAGUAUCCACUAAAUAUUCCUUUAAAAAUUUCCUCUGUUCUUAUCUCCACCGAGAUGAAUAAAAACAGGCAAAGGAUCGCUAAAACAAAACUAAUUUCACAGCACGUCGAUUUUUCGAGUUUACGCGCGAUAUGUACAAUUCAAAACUCGAAUAGCUAUAAUCCGAUGAGAUGAGUGCCUAUGUGUACCUAGGUACUACGUGCGAAAUCGGGUUGUCGAUUUUAGUCACAGUUUUGUGUUAGCGAGUAGCGACCAUACCUCGGUCUAUUUGUCAACUGUGUCUAAGUCUCACUUCCUCUCUAACUUCACACACAAAUAUAUUUUUUUUAACUAUUCUUAUUUAUAGCCUGAGGACCUCAAAAAAGAAUACUACAGAGCUAUGAGCCUGCCCGCCAUUCCUAUGAGACGCUAAACGUAUUGUACCAACGAACACACACUUGAGUAGCCAUUUCCAGCCUUAUUGCUACGAAAUAAAAACCCCAAAUGGCCACUUGAGUGUGCCUUCGACCUAAUAAGUUUAAGAUAUUGUUAUAGAAUGAGAUAUUAUAUCUGGCAGUUAUAUUUAUUGCUGUAUUUAAUAGAAUAAGUUUCAAAUGUUCAUGUGCAAUUUAAAUUAUUUAUUAAAGAUUAUUUUCAAACA
Molecule: messenger RNA, 4111 nt
Organism: Cydia splendana
Lineage: Eukaryota; Metazoa; Arthropoda; Insecta; Lepidoptera; Tortricidae
Product: calpain-A-like
Exons: 17
Coding region: 200-2278 (692 amino acids)
Biological process (GO): proteolysis
Cellular component (GO): cytoplasm
Molecular function (GO): calcium-dependent cysteine-type endopeptidase activity
Source: RefSeq, a predicted model, not a curated record